UUCACCGCCUCUUCCUCAUUAAGAGUAGAGUUGUGUUCACGUGUGGUUGUGUCUCCUUUUUACCACUAAAAUAGGUCACACAACCCACCUCCAUUCGUGAAAUAACUCUUUAAAAAGUUAUAAAAACAAAAAAAAAACAAAAAAACUAAAAAAACCUAAAAACCUACCAAAAAUUUUAAAAAAAUCCACAAAAAUACGUAAAAACCAUUAAAAUAAAAAAAAAUCGAAAAACCGUAGGUAACGUGAACAAUCGCGCGAAGCAAAAUACGUUUGUUUCUUGAAAAAAAAACCGUAAAAUAAACGAGGAAAGCGGCAGGGAACAAGAGAAGAAAAGUAAGAAAAAAUAUAAAAUACUAAAAAAAGAGAAAAAGUACCCAAAAAAAAUCGUAAAAAGAGGCCGUGUGUGUUGUGCGACGACGAGGCUUUCUGGUAGACAAAAAGCUUUUUGAGAGGACGAGUGAAAGCUGAGGAGGCGACAGGAGGAGCACCCUGAAGAGCUUUAGCUUCAACAGCGCUUGAUAGUCCAAGCCAUAUUGCUGAGAGUCAUUUGCGACGAGGCCAUUUUUAUUUAAACUUCAGGCAGAACUUUCAUUUAUUCUCCCGAAAGGAUUGGUGCACCAAACUAUCCAAUGGCUUCACUUUACGUUGGUGAUCUCCAGUCGGACAUCACCGAAGCUAUGCUGUUUGAGAAAUUCUCAACUGCUGGACCUGUACUAUCCAUUCGUGUCUGUCGUGACGUCAUCACACGGAGAUCCCUUGGUUAUGCCUACGUGAAUUUUCAGCAGCCGGCUGAUGCCGAGCGUGCUUUGGACACUAUGAACUUUGACAUGCUGAAGGGCCGCCCAAUUCGUAUCAUGUGGUCGCAGCGCGACCCAUCACUUCGUAAGUCAGGAGUGGGCAACGUCUUCAUCAAGAAUCUGGACCGAAGCAUUGAUAAUAAAGCUAUGUACGAUACAUUCUCUGCAUUUGGCAACAUACUCAGUUGUAAAGUAGCGCAGGACGAGACCGGUGAGUCUAAAGGAUAUGGUUUCGUUCAUUUCGAGACUGAGGAGGCUGCCAACAAGUCUAUUGACAAGGUCAACGGUAUGCUGUUGAACGGCAAGAAGGUCUACGUUGGUAAAUUCAUUCCACGCAAAGAACGCGAGAAGGAGCUCGGUGAGAAGGCCAAGCUCUUCACGAACGUCUACGUCAAGAACUUCGGCGAGGACAUGACUGACGAGAAACUAAAAGACAUGUUCGAGAAGUACGGAACAAUAACCAGCUACAAGGUGAUGGCCAAGGACGAUGGAAAAUCCUGUGGCUUUGGUUUCGUGGCCUUCGAGGACCCCGAGGCAGCCGAGCAAGCAGUCCUUGAGCUCAAUGGCAAGGAAAUCACCGAGGGCAAGUACAUGUACGUGGGUCGAGCACAGAAGAAGGCUGAACGUCAGCAAGAGUUGAAACGCAAGUUUGAGCAGCUCAAGAUUGAGCGUUUGAACAGAUAUCAAGGUGUCAAUCUGUACGUGAAAAAUCUCGACGACACAAUCGACGAUGAACGUUUGCGCAAGGAAUUCACCACAUUCGGCACAAUCACAUCGGCCAAAGUAAUGUUGGAAGACGGUAGGAGCAAGGGCUUUGGUUUUGUCUGCUUCUCAGCCCCUGAGGAAGCCACAAAGGCAGUGACAGAGAUGAAUGGACGUAUUGUGGGUACAAAGCCACUUUACGUUGCACUGGCGCAACGUAAGGAUGAAAGAAAGGCUCAUUUAGCCUCUCAGUACAUUCAAAGGAUGUCGAACCUCAGGAUGCAACAGAUGGGACCAAUGUACCAGACAGGAGGUGCUGGGAGCUUCUUCGUGCCCACUUUGCCACAACCCCAGAGAUUCUAUGGACCAGCACAGAUGGCCCAGGUUCGUGCCACCCCACGAUGGGCAGCACAGCCAAAUCAAGUGCGUCCAAAUGCACAAACUGGUAGCUCUGGAUUCGCCACAAUGCAAGCGCCAUUCAGAGCAACUCCAAGAGCACCAGGUGCUCAAGCUGGAGCAAUGCGUAAUGCCAUGUCUGCUCGUCCAAUCACUGGCCAGCAAGCUGUGGGCAACAUUAAUGCGCAAGGAAGAGCCAUGGCUGGAGCUUCUGUUGGAGUUUCUCCGGCACAGAACAGACCACCCAAUUACAAGUAUAAUUUGAAUGUCAGGAAUCCUCCGCAGGCCAUGGCCAUGCCUCAACCUGCACCUGUCCAACAAGCUGUGCAUAUCCAGGGACAGGAGCCACUCACUGCAUCUAUGCUCGCUGCUGCUCUUCCUCAGGAACAGAAACAGAUGCUUGGGGAGAGAUUGUUCCCACUCAUUCAAUGCAUGUAUCCUCAACUCACUGGCAAAAUCACUGGAAUGCUGCUGGAGAUUGAUAAUUCGGAGCUGCUCCACAUGCUCGAGCAUAAUGAGUCACUCAAGGCUAAGGUUGAAGAGGCUGUCGCCGUACUACAGGCACAUCAGGCUAAACAGGCCGUCAAGAAAGAGUAAAUUGUUGCUCCGUGAGAACAAUUUUUUACUCUUCUCCAACUUUUUUCAUUUACGUUUUUCCUUUUUUUAUCGAGAGGAUCUUUUUUUUUCUUGAGUCAA
Messenger RNA from Diachasma alloeum, 2591 nucleotides. RefSeq names its product polyadenylate-binding protein 4-like (gene pAbp). Bases 630 to 2492 code for a protein of 620 amino acids. Lineage: Eukaryota; Metazoa; Arthropoda; Insecta; Hymenoptera; Braconidae. Gene Ontology annotation, cellular component: nucleus; ribonucleoprotein complex; cytoplasmic stress granule. Gene Ontology annotation, molecular function: poly(A) binding; mRNA 3'-UTR binding; poly(U) RNA binding. The transcript is spliced from 4 exons. The record is from RefSeq and is a predicted model, not a curated record.